AUGAACGCCAAAGGCCCUAUCAACCCCUUCUUCCUCCUCGCACGCGGCGUGCACAAGCCAGAAAGUGUCGCGUUCACAUUUAUAUACGCUUUCUUCUUAAUCCUCCUCACUUUGCGCCUGCUACGCCGACCUCGGUUUAAGUUGAUCUACCUCUUCCUAGUCAUCUUCACCGGUUCAACCUUUAUCUCCCGCUGGCUCCUGUCCGACGCCUCCCCGAACGACAGCUCGUUUAAGAUUCUCCUCAUCGUCGCUGGGAUCUUCGUUGUUGCUGGCUUCCUCUUCAUCGUUGAAGCAGUGAUGGCCCUCCUCUUCGAGUGGCAUUGCACUAUGCGGGGAGUGGACAAUCCCCGUCUCCGGCGCAUCAUGACCAUUGUCCACCACAUGAUUGUACUGGGCAUCUCUGUUAUCGGCAUUGUUGGCGCGGUCAUGCAAAUCACGGCCCUAGACUCCCUGAACAUGGCCCAGUUCGACACGGCCAAAAGUCUCCGACAGGCCAGUGGAGCACUAUUCAUGGUCGUCGCUCUGUACCUCAUGAUCUAUCCCUUCAUCCUACUCUUCCUCUUUAACCCAGUAGGGGUGAACAAGGCUCUCCCAACCGUCAUCCUCUCGCUUUGCGGCACGGCCGUCAUGAUGGAGAGCCUCUACCGCGUCGUCGGGGCGAGCGUCACCUCGGGCUGGUUCCUCACUCAGAACGCACUUGAUGUGUUGCUGUUCAUGCCCGAGAUGAUUGUCCUGAUCGCCUUUACAGCGUUGGACUUUGACAACCUCGCUGAUGUCCGCUUGGCAUUAGGGCGGAAGAAGAAGGAUGAGGAUGAGGACGAGGAUGAUGAGGACACGCUGUCCGAGACUGCGCGCAAGGAUAUCGAGACAGAGUCGAUUGCAAUGAAGGGUAUGAGAACGUAG
Cutaneotrichosporon cavernicola is the source of this 903-nucleotide messenger RNA. RefSeq lists its product as uncharacterized. The transcript has 3 exons. The record is from RefSeq and is a predicted model, not a curated record. The coding region runs from base 1 to 903 and encodes 300 amino acids. NCBI's taxonomy places the organism in Eukaryota, Fungi, Basidiomycota, Tremellomycetes, Trichosporonales, Trichosporonaceae.